UUUUCGACAGACGAGACGAGUGCGGCAGGAAGGAAGUUGAAUUUAGCUGUUCGGAGAAUUUAUCUUCCAAUCUCAGUGUUGCUCGAGAGUCUUUGCUUGCCUUUUGUGUAAGUUUUGUCGUUGGUGAGGAGCAGUGAUGUGGCGUUAAUUACAAAGAAUGCGUCGGUAUUCUUUGUCGGUCAGUGUUGUCCGCCGAAUGAGCUAAUGCUACAGGCCUAGCUUGCUGGCUACGAAGCUAAUGUUAGCUUAACUCGACGUUUGGCUGAGCUUGAUUUGGACGACAAAGGUGUUUGUAAAACUAGCUGAGUUAAAUUGCACACAGCGGGAAUUUCAAGUUGUGUAUUUAUGGUCAAUUAAGGCAAUUUAAUGAUGUGAUUGGCAAUGACUUGCAGGUGUGAUAAUGGGGACGCGGCUGCUGUGUACCUGGUUUUCCAUUAUGCUUUUGCUUUGCUCCGCUUUGGGUGGCACAUUUGUCGUUGUGGUUGAUUUGCCUACGUGGAUGGUGCUGUUGUUUUUGAUUCAUCAUGGUGGUCGUCAUCCGUUUACAGGGCCUGAGAGUCACAGCGGGUACUGAGGAUAUUCGCAGGUUCUUCACUGGCCUCAAAAUUCCAGAUGGAGGGGUGCAUAUAAUUGGUGGGGAGCGAGAGGAAGCAUUCAUUCUCUUUGCCUCAGACGAGGAUGCAAGAAGAGCCAUGACACGGUCGGGGGGCGUCAUUAAAGGUGCACCAGUCACGUUACUACUGAGCAGUAAAACAGAGAUGCAGGCCAUGCUUGAAAGAAGCACCAGAAUUGCAGAGCAGGAACAAAAGAGGAGACUUGAAGAGAACACGAGAAUUGCUCGGAGAUCUGCCGACCCCGAGGUAGGCAGGAGAUCGGGUAGCAGAUCGAGGUUUACUCCUCCACCCCAACACCAGAGGGCUUCAAACGACGACGACUUCACGUGCUUGUUUCUAAAAGGACUGCCUUUCACUGUGACCGAAAAGGAGGUCUGUGACUUUUUUGGUGGUUUAUGUGUUGUCGAAAUUGUCUUACUUAAAAAGCGAGAUGGCUCGAACAAUGGGACCGGUCUCAUCAAAUUCGCAACAAGAGAGGAUGCAGCAGAAGGCUUGCAGAGGGAUAGGAAUUACAUUGGAUCGAGGUAUAUUGAGGUCUCCACGACAACGAUCAAUGAUUGGUGUCGAGCUACUGGUAGACCGCCGAUGGCUGUCAACAGGAACAACAACUUUGAAAGGGGGAGAUCACCUCUGCGCAAUCAGAGGAAUCCACCACAUCGUGUAAGGUCACGAUCACCUUUGGCCAAGAGGCAUGUCGCUCCCUCAGACGAGUACUGUGUCAUGUUGGAGAACCUGUCCUUUGCAGUGGAAAAAGAAGACAUAAAGCAGCUCUUUCAUAAUGCAAAGCUAGAGGACGACCAGAUCCUGCACUUAAGUGACAGCGAAGGGAGAAGAAGCAGAUCUGCGUUUGUACUGUUCAAGAAUCAGCGUGACUAUUGCGAGGCUUUAAGUUGUGAGGAAAGACAGUUUUUAGGUCGAUUGGUUUACACUCGUCCAAUAUCAAGAGAGAACAUGAUCACCAUCCUGGAGUCUCAGAGUAUGGCUGUCCAACCCCCUGGAAACUCAGAGAGGUUUCAGGAGAGACCUCCCCAUCACCCCAGCACUCCUUAUGACUCUGAGAAAACCUGCAUAUUCAUGCAGAACCUGCCAUUCGAUGUGCGAAAAGUUGAGAUCAUGGAUUUCUUCCAUGGGUUUAACGUCACACAGGUGUGUGUGCUGCACGACCACAAAGGCGCCGGGGUUGGAAAGGCUUUGGUUCUUCUUGGGUCCGAGGCAGAGGCUGCGAGGGCAGUCUCUCUCAGUGGACGGCGGUUUCUGGGGUCAGAAGUUGUACUGAAGUGCAUUUCACGUUCUCAGAUGCAGCAGUUGAGCGCCGAGCCGCCGGUGGUGCAGGAGCCACCGCCGAGAGAGGAGCGGUACUUGGGGAGGAGUGAGGCAUCCUUCCCCCCUGAUGAUGCUUUGUACUCCGACUUUAGGAUUCCUCCUGAUCAUAAUAUGCCAGUGGCUGAUGCACCAGGUCCUUUCCAUGGAGGCUUUGAUUAUGAACCUCAUGCAGUCGACCCUUAUUCUCCACAUGACAGGGGUAAUGGAGAUCAUGGCCACUAUGGCCCCCCAGUGCAGCGUUUUGAUGGUCCCACAUGUGUACAGUUAGCCAACCUGCCAUUCCAAAUCAGAAGCGAGGAGAUCUAUGAUUUUUGUUACGGAUACCGCAUCAUACCUGGAUCCGUGUCACUGCAGUAUGAGCCGAGUGGGAAACCAAAAGGCCAGGCCACGUUGGUGUUCGAGUCCCGUCAGGAGGCAUUAACGGCAAUCAGGGAGCUAAGUGGAAGACCAAUAGGUCCUAGAAAAAUAAAACUACUGCUUGUGUGAAAGUGACUUCGCGUUUCAUGACACCUGAUGUGUCCUGAGAGUGUGCUGUGGACAAAUACAAGAUGUUCAUUGAGACAAAGAUGAUGAAUGAGACACAACUGCCUUUACGUGCUUCUUUUUUUUUGUUUUAAUUAAAUUAGCAUGGCUUUGUGAGUAAAGUGAAUUUAUAUUUUUUUAUUGCAUUUUUUUCAUUGUGAUUAGGCCACGUGUUGACUAAAUCUGGGUUCUGUUUGGAAUACUUGAAGUUUGGUUUACGGACUUACAUAAUUCUGUUGAAUUCAGCUCGUAACUGAGAAACACUGCAGCGAAUUUCUUUUAUUUGUUCCAUAACAUGUCUGUUUGUAAUAAAAACACUGGGAUUCGA
Molecule: messenger RNA, 2787 nt
Organism: Amphiprion ocellaris (clown anemonefish)
Lineage: Eukaryota; Metazoa; Chordata; Actinopteri; Pomacentridae
Gene: rbm12bb
Product: RNA binding motif protein 12Bb
Exons: 2
Coding region: 525-2423 (632 amino acids)
Biological process (GO): regulation of RNA splicing
Cellular component (GO): ribonucleoprotein complex; nucleoplasm
Molecular function (GO): RNA binding
Source: RefSeq, a predicted model, not a curated record